AUGCCUCCCAUCUAUCCCACAGCCUCAUUACCCGAUGUUACCUGGAUAUCUUCAAUCGCGUCAUCCGUUGCUGAUAAUCCAAAAACCUCUCUCGUCUUGUGUCUAGUUCUCGUAGGCACGAUGGCGUACAGGAUAUCUCCACCACUGUCUCCUCAUACCCAGCUCAAGCAGCUGAAUCGUAAUAUCGAUGAUGUGUGGGCCCUGAUCAACACGUCUGAUGGCGAUAUCGACCGUGACUGUCGCCACUGGCGUUGUAAAGCGUAUGACUGGUUGGAACUAAUUCAAAUUGAUGCUUGCGAGCUUGAAAUAUGUCUCCUCCAAACUGAGAAAGACAAUACCGCUUCAUGGAGUGAAUAUUUUCUUUCCUUGAAGAGGGUGUAUUUCGGCGCACGCGCAGUCUGUAAAGAGGUCGAGGCCAUCCGGACGGAUGUAAAGAUAGAACACUUGAAUUCUCAACUGCAAUACCUUCGGAUGAAGAAACACAUUGUAGGGCCGAAGUUUAUUCGGGAGCAGUCUGAGAGUCUGACGCCCUAUGUCGCGUUGUAA
Molecule: messenger RNA, 546 nt
Organism: Desarmillaria tabescens
Lineage: Eukaryota; Fungi; Basidiomycota; Agaricomycetes; Agaricales; Physalacriaceae
Exons: 3
Coding region: 1-546 (181 amino acids)
Source: RefSeq, a predicted model, not a curated record